CUGUCAUUUGAGUUAAUGUCUAUGGGGGUUAGGUUAUUAUUUGUUUUAAUCCAAAAAAGUUCAGGUCCGUGGCAUCAAUUAAAAGUUAUUCAAUAUAAAUUAAGAAAAAGGAAACGUAACAAGUCAAGUAUUAGCAAAAAAAAGUUUAAAAAUGUUAAAAAAAGCAAAUUUAUAUUUUUAAAAAAUUUUAGUAAUACGACAAGAAUUCUCAAAAAUAAAAAUGGAACGGAAAGAAUUUUAAAGACAAAAAGGAAGUAAAAACUAUUAAAGUAAAAAGCAAUUAAAAAGUAAAUAACAUAGAA
Messenger RNA from Meloidogyne enterolobii, 302 nucleotides. NCBI's taxonomy places the organism in Eukaryota, Metazoa, Nematoda, Chromadorea, Rhabditida, Meloidogynidae. The record is from the annotation of a GenBank genome assembly.